This is a messenger RNA of Pungitius pungitius (ninespine stickleback), 2737 nucleotides long. RefSeq names its product splicing factor U2AF 65 kDa subunit-like. Gene Ontology annotation, biological process: mRNA processing. Gene Ontology annotation, molecular function: pre-mRNA 3'-splice site binding; poly-pyrimidine tract binding. NCBI's taxonomy places the organism in Eukaryota, Metazoa, Chordata, Actinopteri, Perciformes, Gasterosteidae. The transcript is spliced from 12 exons. The coding region runs from base 74 to 1558 and encodes 494 amino acids. Gene Ontology annotation, cellular component: nucleus; U2AF complex; nuclear speck. The record is from RefSeq and is a predicted model, not a curated record.
CCCCACCUCCCCCCCCCUCCCCGGACCACGCAAAACACCCGCUACGUUUUUAACCACCGGGACACCCGGCGUCAUGUCGGACUUCGAGGAAUUCGAGAAGCAGCUGAGCGAGAAUCGGCAGGAGAGGGAGAGGGAGCGACACAAGAAGAGGAGACGCAGCGGAUCUCCUGCACGAGGCGACAAGCACCGCAGCUGGAGCCGCAGCCGGGAGGAGAAGAGGAGCCGGGAGGAGAAGAGGAGCCGGGAGGAGAAGAGGAGCUCCUCCGGGGACCACCGGAAGCACAGCCGCUCUCCGAGGCGAACAAGGAAGAAAAGAACCCGCAAGUACUGGGAUGUUCCUCCGCCGGGCUUUGAGCACAUCACACCGUUGCAAUAUAAAGCUCUGCAAGCGGCCGGGCAGAUCCCGACGAUGGCCCUGCUGACGGCGUCCGCCUCCACCGGGGGGGCGGCGGCGGCGCCGACCCAGGUGGCCGUGGUGGGCAGUCAGAUGACCAGACAAGCCCGACGCCUCUACGUGGGGAAUAUUCCUUUCGGAGUAACCGAGGAGUCCAUGGCCGAGUUCUUCAACGCUCAGAUGAGGCUCGCCGGCCUUUCGCAGGCGCCGAGCAACCCUGUGCUCGCCGUGCAGAUCAAUCAGGAUAAAAACUUUGCUUUCUUAGAGUUUCGGUCCGUUGACGAGACGACGCAGGCGAUGGCCUUCGACGGGAUCAUUUUCCAGGGUCAGUCGCUGAAGAUCAGACGACCCCACGACUACCGGCCUUUACCCGGCAUCUCGGAGCAGCCCGCUUUCCACGUUCCAGGCGUCGUCUCCACAGUCGUCCCCGACUCGCCCCACAAGCUGUUCAUAGGAGGCCUGCCCAACUACCUGAACGACGACCAGCUAGGGGCCCGUAAGAUCGUUAAGAUCUGCGCUCAUAGUUUGUUCGGUAGUACUCGUCUCCUGCUGCCCGUGCCAACGUGUAACACAAGGCAAGUCAAGGAGCUCCUGACGUCGUUUGGGCCUCUCAAAGCGUUCAACCUGGUGAAGGACAGCGCCACGUCGCUGUCCAAAGGUUACGCCUUCUGCGAGUACGUGGACGUCGGCGCCACCGACCAGGCGGUGGCCGGACUCAACGGGAUGCAGCUGGGCGACAAGAAGCUCAUCGUCCAGAGGGCGAGCGUCGGAGCGAAGAGCGCCAACCCCACCUCCGUCGUAGAGACUCCGGUGACGCUGCAGGUCCCCGGGCUCCACCGGCUGCAGAGCUCGGCCGUGCCCACAGAGGUGCUGUGCCUCCUCAACAUGGUGGUGGCCGAGGAGCUGGUGGACGACGAGGACUACGAGGAGAUCCUGGACGACGUCCGCGAGGAGUGCCGCAAGUACGGCGCCGUGCGCUCCGUGGAGAUCCCGAGACCCGUCGGCGGGCUGGAGGUCCCCGGCUGCGGGAAGAUCUUCGUGGAGUACGUUUCUGCUGCCGACUGUCAGGAGGCCAUGCGAGCUCUCACUGGCCGCAAGUUUGCAAACAGAGUGGUGGUCACCAAAUACUACGAUCCGGACAUGUACCACAGACACGAGUUUUGAGUCCCGGCUUCCUGUCACUGAGCCAUGUGGCUCCAGUCGGUUUCUUCCCUCUGAAAUUUUGGUCAGCGCGUCGAGGAGAAGACUUUCAUUCGUUUCAUUACGUCUUCUACUUAAGAAACUGGACUGCAGUGUGUGUUUUUCUUCACUGCUUCUUCAACAGCUUUUUAGCGACCGUUCUCACUUUAACAAGUAUAGUGUAGUAUCUAUUAGGUUUGUAGUAGAAUGGUUGUGACAUGCAUCGUCCCAUAAACUAAUACUGCCCGACGAUGCCAGAGUAGCUGUGUGAUCCAGAAUGCUCUGUAUGAGAAGAAAAAACAAACAGUCAAAUGUUUAGAUUUAACUGCCGAGCACAAGCCUUCACUGCUCUGUUUUAUUUUUGAGAAGCAUUCAUUAAUCUUUAUUGUGGGGCUGUAAGAAUGAAAUAUUGUAUUUAUUUAAUAUUUUCUAUUGUUCCUUCACCACUUAUAUAACACUACAUGUACUGCUUACAUACACAGAAUGUCCAUGUAUUUUUUUGCACCCUCAAAGGUAAUUUUGUAAAUAUCAAAGUGCACAUAAUGUAUGCCCAGACUUUGGCACACAGAUUAAGGUCUUUUUUUUGCAGUAUUAUAAAACCCAAGCAACGUUUUCUGAGAAAUGAGAUCCAAAAAACACUCUCCUCAUCGCCAAAGAGAAUAAAGCAGAGAUGCGUGAGAUUAUACGUGAACCAUCUAAAGGAAGAAGAAAUAUAUAAAAUUGGCAAUGAACACAAGAAGCUUAGCAACCGUAACCAGGGCUGUAGUGAGGACAACACUCAGACCGAUACCAAGAGUAGAACUAAAGUUUGAAGUAUAUACUAAACUGUCAGUUCCAAAGCUAAACAGCUUAGUAGAUAACGUAGCUCUAACUCAGGAGGUCAAGGGGCAAGAUGCUAAUGCUAAAGCCAGUUUGUGCGUUAAAGUGGACGUAGCCAUGAAGCUAGUCCGGGUCUUGCUAUCAUGCUAACGUUAGCGGCUCUCCUUUGCUCUUCAAUGACAUUCAAAACAAAAGCAGCUAAUGUUCCCUUAGUAUGAAUAAAAAUGUAAAAUAUAUUUAAUCUAUUUAUAUAUAACUAUUGCUGGUUAUGUCCAUCUAACCAGCAAUAGUUUACCAUUUGUUGCCAAAAUGAAAGUGAACAAAAUAAACUUUGUUGUCAUGGUU